ACAACUAUACAACACAAAACAGGACUCAUUUAUACAGAGAAAUGAAGAAAUUACUCUUUGCCACAGUGUAGCUUCACUGUAUAAUUUUAUGCUCAGGCACAGACAGAGCUACCACACAGGCUCAUUUCCACGCCUAAAGCUGGAAUUACUAAACCCACACUGGCAAAGCUGGAACAUGCAGACUACUCAUAGAAAGGAUCUCUUUUUUUAUUUCUUUGCACAGUCGAGGAGCGUAUCAGGUCACAUUUCAGUGCGUGUUAUACCUGUAUAACCAUGCGCGUGACAAACAAACAAUCUUGAAUCUAGCUCACUAAACUUCUUGCUUCUAAUUAUACAGUCACCAACCAAAAAAUGUUGUUGAUCUGAUGGAUAUAAAUUUUAGCUGCAACAUUUGGGUCACAGUUUGGUGUGGUGUGAAAGCAUGGAUCCAUUUUGCCUUGUAUCAACUGUUCAGGCUGCUGGUGGUGGGAGAUGUUUAUUUGGCAUGCUUUAGCCCCAUUAGUACCAACUGAGCAUGUUUUUAAAUGCCACAGUCUCCCUGAGUAUUUUUGCUGACCAUGUCCACUCUUUUAUGAUGACAGUGGACCUAUCUUCUGGUGGCUGCUUUCAGCAUGAUAACACACCAUGUCACAAAGGUCAAAUCAUCUCAAACUGCUUUCUUGAAAAUGACAAUGAGCGCAUUGUACUCAGGUGGCCUCCACAGUCACCAGACCUGAAUCCGAUAGAAUGUGGUUGAACGGAAGAUCAGUAUGUGCAACCGACAACUAUCAGCUGUGUGAUGCUAUUGUGUCAGUAUGAACAAAUCAUCAAUCAAUAUCAGGUUGAAUUAAAGCAGCACUGUACCGCAAAAUGAAUACUAACAUGUACCUUAUGAAGUGGCUGCUAAGUGUAUACUUCUAAGAUUAAGUUAUGGACUAUGUGUAUUCAUGAAAAUGGAGCGCAUUUUAAAAUAUUAAACAGUUUAAUUCUCUGUAAACUGCCCAGCAAAUCAGGCUGUAAGUGAGUUCAGUAGACGAUUUUUUUUUAAAAGGCUUUUGCAAUUCUUCGAGUGCAGUUCUGCGUGCACUGCCACCAGAGGGCUGUAUAAACUUGGAAUUGGCAUUACAUUCGAGACUUCUCUGCUUUAUAUUCAGCUUGAAAUGUGAGAAUUCACACAACCUCAGCAGUAUCACCUGCUGGGUUUAGAAAGUUAAGAAAUGUACAGUGGUUUCGCAGUAUGAGUGGCAGGCUGAAACUCCAGGCCGGGCUCCCAUGAAUAAAACAGUCAGUGUGAAAAAUCAAAGAAAAAAGUACAGUCACUGAAGUUUCAGGGACUUUCUGUGAACUUAACAUCAGUGAAUACAUUUUUAAUCUUCAGCAGAGUUUCAGAAUCAAACAUCCUUUAUUAUAUUCUUUUUGUUUUAACUCUUUAGCCAUCACGUGUCAGGUAAGCAAAAUAGUUAUAGAUUUACAUGUUUAUGAAAACACGGCUGUCAAACAAGAGCUGGUGCUGAAUAACAGAGCAUUUUUAUGUUGUCACAGACAGGCUGAAUGAAUCAGUGUAGCCGACCACAGAUGGCCUGUGAUUCCUACAUUUUUCUCUCUGUAAAUGUAGGCAUUCACACUAGCGAUAGCCUUUGAGCCUUGGCACAAGUGAUUCAUACUUCUCAUUUCAAUAGAGUGAUCAGAUGGCUCGCUCACAACCUGUCAAACACACCUUUUGUUUUUGACCUAGAUUUUUCAACUGCCUUCCAGUAUCAAAGGUAACCGUCAGUGGGUAGAAGAAAACAUCCUUGAGCAACUCAAAGAGGAGGUACAAGAAAAGAGUGAAUAAGAAGAAGAGCAGGAGGAAAGCGAAAAAAGGGGAGGAAGAGGAGGAGGAGGAGGUGGUGGGCACUGUGGAGUAGUUUCCCAGUCGUCAUGACGACCUCACACCCCACCAUCCUGCUAUCUUCUUGUUACCACGGUGACCUGAUCCCGUUUCAUCUCCGCUCUUCUUGAUGAUCCGGAUUGGCUCGAUAAAUAAGUGCGAUCCGGGAGUGCCUCUUCUUAUUUCAGGAACGAGCUUGCGGACGCGAGAGCAGAUCCCACGCAGGGACGCAGAUUGGAGGACAGGACUGGGAAUGCUGUGGGAGUAACUCCGGAGCGUUGCCUGGAAACAGCAGCAUGCCAGUACAACAGAUAACUGUGGUUCCGUCCAGGGACAUAGCCAACAAUGGCAAGAGUGCUCUUCGCUCCAAAGACAAGACCGAGGGGAGGAAGGCACCUGGGCGCUCAGGGAGUCGAUCCAGCAACAUCUCCAAGGCUAGCAACUCGACUGCAGGGCUCACUACAGCCUCAAGGACAUCCAUAACACCAUCCGCUCAGGACAUAUGCAGUUCUGGACAGCUGACCCGCUUAGAGGAGGAUGUGUCUGAGUCACGCAAACACAAAAAGCACACGCACAACUCCUCUGCAAUGACGGUCACUGGCACCACUCUGGGCUCAUCGGCUCAGGCACAGAAAAAGCAGGUGAAGCGACGUCACCGCCGCAAGAGAAGCAGCUGCACGGCCAUCGACUGCGUGGAAACCAAUGGCAAGCACGACCACAGCGACCGGAGCCUCAGCUCUGACCGUAGUGAGCUGGGCGAGAAGAGGGAGCACUCCUUCAGGAACCGGAGGGAUCUCCCGCCUCGCUUCCGGUGCACAGGUGCGCCGCAUUCAGACUCCUCUGAGGAUGAGGCGUGCCGCGAGAGCCGCAGCUGGAGCAAAGAGAAAGCCAGAAGAGCGCGCCGCCGCAGCGGGAGCAGCCGGGACAGGGAGGUGAUAAACCCACACAAAGGAGGAGAAGACAAAGCCGAGAUCAUGGAGCUGCAAUCUGUGGGCUCAGAUGAAGGGAAAGAGAGUCAACCUCUGAUGGAGGACAGCAGCGGCCUUAAGAAGCGCCACAACCACGGGAGCUCAGUGAAGAGAGACGGCCAUGCAUCGCAGAGGGAUCGAUCGCAGGGCAGAGAUAAGGAUACGAAGAGCUACAAGUCACAGAGCCCAAGAGGCAGCUCCUCAUUGGCCGACGACGGCGAGGAGCUCAUCACCAAGAGAUACCAGGAGAAGGGUUCAGGGGGCGGGGACAUGUCAGUGCCCACACUCCAGAAACACUGUGGUGCGAAUGGGAACACACCGCAUCCCUGCUCUGACGACUCUGAGCUGGAGGUCUGCAGGAUCUGCCACUGUGAGGGGGACGACGAGUGUCCGUUGAUAAUGCCCUGUCGCUGCACGGGAAGCCUCAGUUUUGUUCAUCAGGCCUGUCUCAACCAGUGGAUCAAAUCCUCCGACACUCGCUGCUGUGAACUCUGCAAAUUUGACUUCAUCAUGGAGACGAAGCUCAAACCUUUAAGCAAGUGGGAGAAGCUACACAUGUCGAAGAGCGAGAGGAGGAAGAUCUUCUGUUCAGUGCUGUUUCACCUGAUAGCGAUAAUGUGUAUGUUGUGGUCGGUCUACAUUCUGGUGAGGAGAACUGCUGAAGAGAUCCGACUCGGAAAGAACGCCGAAUUAUGGAGAGUUUCUCUUCUGAAGUACUAUACGCCGCAGGGUGUGCUGGAGUGGCCCUUCUGGACUAAGCUGAUUGUGGUGGCCAUUGGCUUCACGGGUGGCCUCAUCUUUAUGUACAUCCAGUGUAAAGUCUACCUGCAGCUGUGGCGCCGCCUCAAGGCCUUCAACCGCAUCAUCACUGUGCAGAACUGUCCUGAGAAGGACCUGCACAACCCCCAGGCCCGGCAAAGCACCAUCGCCAAUGGCAGGCAUGAAACCGUGGAGGUGCCGGUCAGCCAGGCCCCAGCUCCGGCAGCUCUGAUGGACUCGGACACGUCAGUGGAGGCUGCCGUGGCGCCGGCGCAAAACCCUGUUUGACUUAUCUCCUCCUGCUCCGAGAACAGUCCCUUAUCCCACUCUGCUCAUGGUAAUGUCAAUGAGCACAGUGAGAUUUGGACUUGUGCAGUGUUGUAAUGUUGUUCUCAACUCCAGUGGGUGCUGUUGGACAAACGAACUGAUCCGGUCCUUCGGUGAUCCAGAAAAGUUGGGGUCAGAAGGGCUUCACGAAGAAAGGAAGAGGGGCAGAGUGUGGAGAGAGGACAGAAAACAAAGCCAUCGGCACAGAACGCUUGUAAAGACCGUGUUUUGUGGUUUACCGACACUAUUUUAUCCCUGUAUGCACUUUCUCAACCUGCACUGAUAUGAGUUAAAGAUGUGAACACUCUGCAGAUGCUCAUCAAAGGUCUCAGUAUGUUUCAAAUGAAUCACGCAUAUGACUCAUAAUCAGUCCCCACAUCAGCUGACACUGUCACACAUCCACAAGGCGGGACAAUUAAGCUGCUUCAGCUUUUACCACCCAGCUUCUCCGACCUACUUUCACUGAUGCUGCCACUGUUCUGUAAGGGGGACUUGCUGCUGCUCUUGCUGAGAGCUGGGAGGUCCCAGAAGAGAGCCUACACAGUCCUGAUUGGCCCAGCUGAAGCCUCGCGUGAAUUGUCGAAUCAGACAUGCAACAUUGUAGCAGAUAAGGGCUACUCUGAAACGCUCCAGAUUCAGUCACUGCAGCCACGGUGCUGACUCUGAGAUCUGUAACACAUCUGUGCCCCUGGUGUUCACUGAGACUUCUCCAUUUAGAAGUUGAGCUGCUGUCGUAUUUUUGAACAAAACAUAUGGACCAAUCACUUUACAUGAAGUGCAGAUCUAUGACCCGCAGACACACUACUCAAAAGUUUUUAAUGAAUUUGGAAAAGUUGUCAAAAGUGAGAGUGAGGCAGGAUAAAAAAAAUACAAUAGCUUGAGUUUGUUUUAAACCUGCCUGAUCAGGCCUGUGUGACAAGCUCUGAAGCAUACUGAGACCUUUACUCUCCUUUUGGACAAUCAGGUCUUCAGACACCAAAGAGUCAGAUGUUAUAAGUAGAGAAACAGACCGUAAACUGAACCUUUAGCUCAGUCUGAGAUCUAAAAACGUAAUAGUCUGAAAGUUAUCGUCAGAUUAUUUGUUAAAAUAGAAAGUCUCCAGUAGCCCAGUCGUUUGCAGCUUCGGAUGUCCUGAGCUGGACAACCUUUAUUUAUAUGUCGAUGUAACUAGAGCUUUCAUGGGUUCCCCCCAUUCAUGUUUUUACAUUAGAUUAUGAGCAUUUCUCUUGAUUCGAACCAACACAAAGUCGGCCUACUCAAAGCGACUGUUACUCGCACAUGACCACUUUUAUAGUCUCGAUUUGGUUUCUCACCUCACAGAAAAUACAGUUUCCUCUGUGUCUUAAACCCACCGCAACCGCUAUUUUCUAAAUAAAACAGAGCAUUCUGGUUACAUGAAACGCAUAUUUGUUUGUGCAAUAAAUGAUGAAUGUAGAAACCUCG
This is a messenger RNA of Haplochromis burtoni (Burton's mouthbrooder), 5346 nucleotides long. RefSeq names its product membrane-associated ring finger (C3HC4) 1 (gene marchf1). Lineage: Eukaryota; Metazoa; Chordata; Actinopteri; Cichliformes; Cichlidae. Gene Ontology annotation, molecular function: zinc ion binding; MHC protein binding; ubiquitin protein ligase activity. Gene Ontology annotation, cellular component: early endosome membrane; late endosome membrane; lysosome. The transcript is spliced from 9 exons. Gene Ontology annotation, biological process: antigen processing and presentation of peptide antigen via MHC class II; protein polyubiquitination; immune response. Bases 2146 to 3864 code for a protein of 572 amino acids. The record is from RefSeq and is a predicted model, not a curated record.